AUGCCCCCCAGAUUACCACUUGCGCAGGCGGCGCGAUGCUGUACUGCGGCGAUUGAGGCCUCAGCGAGACCAACGAGUCUGGUCUCCCUCUUUGCCGCCCUCUCGGUGCAGACACGAAGCGCAUCCAUCCUCGCCAGCAUCUCCGAUAACAAGGGCGCCUACAACAAGCGCAUUCGGAAGGGUCGCGGGCCCUCGUCUGGCUACGGCAAGACAUCUGGUCGUGGCCACAAGGGUACGGGCCAGCGUGGUAAGCUCAACCCGUGGUUCCAGGGUGGUCAAACCGCCCUGAUUUUCAGCCAUGGCAAGAUGGGCUUCGUUAACCACCGUGCGCCUGUAAUGAUGGAGCUGAACCUCGACCGACUCCAGGCCUGGAUCGAUGCCGGCCGCCUCGACCCAAAGAAGCCUAUCACCCCCCGCGAAAUCAUUAAAUCGGGCGUUAUCGGUAGCUCGAUAAAGGAUGGGAUAAAGCUACUCGCUCGCGGCGGAGAGACGCUAAAGACUCCAAUUGAUAUCAUGGUAUCCCGGGCGUCUGCCUCUGCUAUCAAGGCGGUCGAGGAUGCCGGCGGCAAGAUCACGACGAGGUUCUACACGAAAGAUUCGCUCAAGCGGCUGGUCAACGGACAGAGUGUCAGCACGGACAAGCCGCUACCUUUUGGCCCGGAGCACGUCGAGGCUGUGUUGGAGAAGGCGAGGACGACGAAGAAGCACUACUUCCGCUUGCCCGACCCGACAAGUCGUGAGGAUAUCGAGUAUUACCGGGACCCGGCCCAUAGGGGAUACCUGAGCCACACGCUGCAGCCGGGAGAGUCUCCUAGUUUGUAUUUCAAGGUCCCGGGCAAGACGGCUAUCACGAACAAGCCCAAGUCUAAGGAGAAGGCCGCCGAGCAGGCAGCGAGGUUGUUCUAA
Chaetomium globosum CBS 148.51 is the source of this 906-nucleotide messenger RNA. RefSeq names its product mitochondrial 54S ribosomal protein YmL10/YmL18. Gene Ontology annotation, biological process: translation. The coding region runs from base 1 to 906 and encodes 301 amino acids. Lineage: Eukaryota; Fungi; Ascomycota; Sordariomycetes; Sordariales; Chaetomiaceae. The record is from RefSeq and is a predicted model, not a curated record. Gene Ontology annotation, cellular component: mitochondrial large ribosomal subunit. Gene Ontology annotation, molecular function: structural constituent of ribosome. The transcript is spliced from 2 exons.